AUGUCCCAGAAUCUCCAGUACCCUCCAAGGUUUUACUGCGUGUAUUUGCUUCGAUCGAUAGCGAAAAAAAACUCCUUCUACAUCGGCUCGACCCCUGAUCCGUACCGACGACUUCGACAGCAUAACGGGGAGCUGGCCGUUGGUGGAGCAGACAGAACGAAGAAAAACGGAUUAAGACCAUGGCAAAUGACUUUGGUUGUUUAUGGGUUUCCGUCGAAAACUUCAGCAUUACAGUUUGAGUACGCGUGGCAUUAUGCCUACCAGACGCGACAUAUUCCGGUCAAGAAACGUAUAGGAACGAGAAAUAGUGGCAGCAGUGUGCAUAUAAAAAUAGCCAAUCUCAAACUGUUACUGAGCGCGCACGCAUUUGGACGCAUGGGACUUCGAGUUGCAAUUUUUCAAAAGGCCAUAUAUGACAUUUGGGUCGUCAAUCGCUACAACGUUGCAGUCUCGGAGUCUGUCCUUUUGAAGCUUGAUUUUGAGGAAAAUCAACAAAAAUUAAUAGAAGGUGGAAAUUACGAACAAAUGAAGGCAUUUGUAAAAUCCUUGGAGAAGGAAGAGGAGGACUACUUUGAAAUUUCUUUGGAAAAAUUGGAGGAAAAUAACACUCGCAAAUGUUGCGUCUGCCAUCGAGUGGUGGAUCAGUUUGAGGACGUGCUAGGGUUCUGUGCUAGCAAAGACUGCCACGCUCUGUAUCAUGUCCAAUGCUGGGCAGAAGAGAUGACUAAAGAUGUUGUUUCUGAGCCGCUCUCCCAUUCCGUUCUUCCGCUCACUCCCGUGAAAGGCAAAUGCGUCAAAUGCCAAAAGGUCAACUGGUGGUGGCCAAUGAUCAAAAACUCCAUGAGGCUACACCAACACUUUACAGAAAUCGGAAGACCAUGCAUUGAAAAUUAA
Molecule: messenger RNA, 894 nt
Organism: Ogataea parapolymorpha DL-1
Lineage: Eukaryota; Fungi; Ascomycota; Pichiomycetes; Pichiales; Pichiaceae
Exons: 1
Coding region: 1-894 (297 amino acids)
Biological process (GO): double-strand break repair via homologous recombination
Cellular component (GO): Slx1-Slx4 complex
Molecular function (GO): 5'-flap endonuclease activity; crossover junction DNA endonuclease activity
Source: RefSeq, a predicted model, not a curated record